Brachypodium distachyon (stiff brome) is the source of this 1782-nucleotide messenger RNA. RefSeq names its product 3beta-hydroxysteroid-dehydrogenase/decarboxylase. The record is from RefSeq and is a predicted model, not a curated record. Lineage: Eukaryota; Viridiplantae; Streptophyta; Magnoliopsida; Poales; Poaceae. Gene Ontology annotation, biological process: steroid biosynthetic process. The coding region runs from base 48 to 1121 and encodes 357 amino acids. Gene Ontology annotation, molecular function: 3-beta-hydroxy-Delta5-steroid dehydrogenase (NAD+) activity. The transcript has 9 exons.
GCAAGGAUUUGCACUUAUAGAGUUAUAUAGUGUUCAUAUGAGUCGAGAUGGCGAAGAAGGUGUGCGCGGUGACUGGCGGACGGGGGUUCAUGGCGAGACACCUGGUGGCGGCGUUGCUCCGCUCCGGUGAGUGGAGCGUGCGGAUCACCGACCUCGCCCCGGUGGCGGCCCUGGAGCCUGAGGAGAAGGAGGGGCUCCUCGGCGCCGCCCUCCGGGACGGCAUUGCGGUGUAUGCCUCCGCCGACGUCUGUGACCUUGCCCUGCUUACCAAGGCUUUCGAAGGGGUGGAUGUUGUUUUCCACACGGCUGCGGCGGAUCCUGUCAACAACAGCUUCAAACUCCAUUACAAGGUCAAUGUUGAGGGGACAAAGAAUGUCAUCGAUGCUUGUAAGACAUGCAAGGUUAAAAGGCUUAUAUACACUAGUUCGAGUGCUGUUGUAUUCGAUGGAGUACAUGGCCUCUUUGGCGUAGAUGAAUCAAUACCGUAUCCAGAUAAGUUUCCCGACGCAUACACACAAACUAAGGCAGAAGCAGAGAAGCUAGUGAAGAAGGCCAAUGACACAAACGAGCUUCUAACAUGUUGCAUUCGUCCCGGUACCAUUUUUGGUCCCGGUGACAUAUUAGUACCAUAUAUCGUUUCAUAUGCAAGAACGAUGUUCAUUAUUGGUGAUGGCAAGAAUAGUGAUGAUUUUGUUUAUGUCGAGAAUGUGGUGAAUGGUCAUAUCUGUGCCGAGAGAACUCUCACAACAAAAUCGGGUGCAGCAAGAAGCGGAGGCAAAGCCUACUUUAUAACCAAUAUGGAACCAAUGAAUAUGUGGAGGUUUAUAUAUAUUGUUUUGGAAGAACUUGGAUUCAAAAGGCGGAUUAAAAUAAAAAUACCUGCAUAUCUUCUCAAGCCAAUAGCACGUGUUCUAGGCUGGAAUUACAAUAAGCUAUCCUCUAUUUACGGAGUGCGACCAAAGUUUUGGCUAACAUCUGUGACGAUCAAGUAUUUGACUCUGAACAGAACAUUCAGUUGCAACAAUGCCAUCGAACAACUUGGUUACCAACCAAUAGUGUCACUCAAGGAGGGUAUAAAGAUAACUACUGAAUCUUAUAAGAGUAUGAGAUAUGCACAUUGAUCUCCCAAGAAAAAUGGCUACGGCGGUGGUAGUCUUUCCUUACACGAAGUACAAUUAAGAGUUCUUCGAGAAAGAAAAUAAGAAAAGGUGAAAGAACAUGGCGUGCCUCCAUAAUGAAAUAUUAUAUGUUUACCUCGUGUGUCUCAACAAUUCGUGGCCGAGGCUCAUUUGUAACUAAUUAGUGGACGUUCUACCGGGAUAAAGAAUUAUACUCCUCUACUCUUAUAAGUCUACAUGUCACCUGUUGCUCCUCAUGGUAAAAAAUUCAUCGUAAAUGGAUCAGAUGCAUGUCACCUGUAGCAAGCUUCUGGUAAAUAACUAGCAAGGCUACUGUGAUGGCACUAAUCUGUAUAAGUAAUAAGUAUUCUUUCUGAUCCUAAAUUCUUGAUUCAAAUUUGUCCAAAUAUGGAUGUAUCUAUUUUUUAAAAGUGUAUAGAUACAUGUAAUAUUUCGACGACAAUUUAGAAUCGGAGGAAGUACAAUAGUAUGAGGGCAUUUUUAGUGUCCCGCCCCACCAUCUUGUCUAUGUGACAUCUUAAAUUAGGAUGAGAGAUCGAGGAUGGUAUGGUAAGAAAAAAAUGCCACCAGUUGUGUAUCUUAUUUAUUAUUGAUGCAACUCUUGUUGGUACACCCUACACAAAUUAAUGCCCUUCUUCACUGA